Molecule: messenger RNA, 1667 nt
Organism: Ricinus communis (castor bean)
Lineage: Eukaryota; Viridiplantae; Streptophyta; Magnoliopsida; Malpighiales; Euphorbiaceae
Exons: 6
Coding region: 292-1209 (305 amino acids)
Source: RefSeq, a predicted model, not a curated record
CAGUAAUUUAACCUUGCAAAUUACACAAGAUUGCUUACAUGGAGAUCUAAGAUCAUGCCACGUAUUGAGUUGCAAAAGACAGCAAUUUUGUGUAGUAGAAAACCAUAGCUGACUCUCUGAAGUCGGAAUUCUUUUUAGCACCUAAUUGUUGGGCAGCAAAAUAGAUUAAGACCAGAGGUUUUAACAUUUAAGCAAAAGGGUUUAGAGUUCUUUGCUUGAAAAUAGAGAAAGGAAUAUAAUUUAUAGAAACAGAAAAGAGAAAGUGCGUAAAAUUUGAAUCUUUAUAAAAGAAUGGAGAGUAGUAGCAGUAACAGUAACAGUAAUAGCAUUGUAAUGACGAAUCAAAGAAAGCCUUUACCAGGAAUCAAAAUAGAGAAUCCCUUUACUUUCAAAAUUCUUCAAGUAUUUACUGGCUUUGGCUUUGGCUGUGGUGUUGGUAUUGGUGUUGGCAAACCCAUGAAUUUAGGUGCAUUACCAAUGGUAGGCCAAGUUAUGAGUGCAACCAGAGGUGCAACUGAUGCCUUUUCUGGUGCUAGCAGGCAUGUAAAUGAUGCUCUGCGGAAGAUGGGAGCUAAGAGAAUUGAAGUAGGCGCUGGGUGUGGAAUUGGUUUUGGAUAUGGCUUCGGAGUUGGUCUUGCUGUUAAACCUGGGGUGGUGCAGAAGAUUCAAUUCUAUCUUAUGGAAGUGAUAACAAAGAUGAUGACAAAAGUCGGAAUGUCUCCUAAUUUAUCAAUUAGUCAAGGUGGCUUUCCAAUGUCUAUGCAAAGUGGCAUAAGCACUUUGAGUGGACCCUUAAUCCAAAAUCCGUUGGGAAGUAUUACACAACUGGCACCACAAUUACCAGAUCAAACAUCUCAAAGCAUGCAUGGAUUUGGAAACAUGAGUCCACGCCCAAGCUAUGGAAACUCCGCAUCAAUAAGCAGUCUAGGGGACACACCUUUUGGCAGUCGAACAGAAAAGGUUCUUAGCAGUUUUCUACAGAAUUCUAUGCUGAAAGAAGACAACACUAACCUAGAUGAAGUGGUGUUGAAACACCAGAAAGUCAUUGAAGAGCUUAUGGAGGAGAAUGAGAAGCUUCGUCAGAUACUGAUGGAAGACCUGAAAAUAUCACCCAGCAAGUUCCAAUCCAGCUACUCAACUAGAACUAAAUCUACAUGUGCUGAUUGUUUCGAGUGUCGAAGAAAACAACGAAAAAGUAGAGGAAGAUAACUAGCCUUUUUACAGGAUACUGCAUUUUACUUCUUGAUCACUAAGAUUUUAAACAAUGCCCUUGAAGAUCAAUUAUCAGGAGCCAUCAAUUAUGCUUGGAAGAUUAGAAUACAAAGAUAGACGCAUAUCUGACUUCCAAACAAAUUGAUUAAGUUGGUUAAGUAUCAAAUAUACAGAGUUGGAGAGCUUCUGUAGGGGAUGCUAAAAGGUAAUCUAACCUUUCUUUCUUUUUCUUUUUCUUUUUCUUUGGGAGGUUUCUUUUCUCUUACACAUGUUCUUUUUUUUUGGUAAUAUAUGUCUUUUACACAUAUUUGAUAAGCUAGAACUCUGUAAAGAGACCCUUUUUUUCUUUUCUGCAGUCAAGUAACUGUGAUUCAAUUUAAUUUUCUCCAUGUGUGAUGCAACAUUAAUUUCUUGAUCUGCUUUCUGUUUUCCUCACUUGAACAUUUGUAUUUCUA